Limanda limanda (common dab) is the source of this 723-nucleotide messenger RNA. RefSeq names its product cilia- and flagella-associated protein 251-like. The annotation marks the transcript as partial. The record is from RefSeq and is a predicted model, not a curated record. The transcript is spliced from 8 exons. Lineage: Eukaryota; Metazoa; Chordata; Actinopteri; Pleuronectiformes; Pleuronectidae.
GAGGAGGAGGAGGAGGAGGAGGAGGAGGAGGAGGAGGAGGAGGAGGAGGAGGUGGAGGAGGAGGAGGAGGAGGAGGAGGAGGAGGAGGAGGAGGAGGAGGAGGAGGAGGAGGAGGAGGAGGAGGAGGAGGAGGAGGUGGAGGAGGAGGAGGAGGAGGAGGAGGAGGAGGAGGAGGAGGAGGAGGAGGAGGAGGAAGAGGAGGAGGAGGAGGAGGAGGAGGAGGAAGAGGAGGAGGAGGAGGAGGAGGAGGAGGAGGAGGAGGAGGAGGAAGAGGAGGAGGAGAAGGAGGAGGAGGAGGAGGAGGAGGAGGAGGAGGAGGAGGAGGAGGAGGAGGAGGAGGAGGAGGAGGAGGAAGAGGAGGAGACGAGAUGUUCACCAGAGGAGGAGGAGGAGGAGGAGGAGGAGGAGGAGGAGGAGGAGGAGGAGGAGGAGGAGGAGGAGGAGGAGGAGGUGGAGGAGGAGGAGGAGGAGGAGGAGGAGGAGGAGGAGGAGGAGGAGGAGGAGGAGGAGGAGGAGGAGGAGGAGGAGGAGGAGGAGGAGGAAGAGGAGGAGGAGGAGGAGGAGGAGGAGGAGGAGGAGGAGGAGGAGGAGGAGGAGGAGGAAGAGGAGGAGGAGGAGGAAGAGGAGGAGGAGGUCGGCCUCAGCUCAGCGCCGGGGGUCGCCCCUGCCCGUCAGCCGCCGCCGCCGCCGCUCCUCGGGCUGCCAGGGGCGGGAGGGAUGUAA